This is a messenger RNA of Xylona heveae TC161, 2862 nucleotides long. Its product is annotated as Adaptor protein complex AP-2 alpha subunit. The coding region runs from base 1 to 2862 and encodes 953 amino acids. Gene Ontology annotation, molecular function: clathrin-cargo adaptor activity. Gene Ontology annotation, cellular component: membrane coat; AP-2 adaptor complex. The transcript has 8 exons. Lineage: Eukaryota; Fungi; Ascomycota; Xylonomycetes; Xylonales; Xylonaceae. The record is from RefSeq and is a predicted model, not a curated record. Gene Ontology annotation, biological process: intracellular protein transport; clathrin-dependent endocytosis.
AUGUCGUCGAUGCGAGGUCUUGUGCAAUUCAUUGCGGAUCUUCGAAAUGCUAGAGCCCGGGAGUUGGAGGAGAAGCGAAUCAAUAAGGAACUGGCAAAUAUAAGACAAAAGUUUAAUGACGGAAAUCUCAAUGGAUAUCAUAAAAAGAAAUAUGUUUGCAAGCUCUUGUACAUUUACAUUCUUGGCUGGAAUGUCGAUUUUGGUCACCUGGAAGCCGUCAAUCUUAUCUCCGCGACCAAAUAUUCCGAAAAGCAGAUUGGAUAUCUGGCGGUCACACUCUUCUUCCACGAGCAGCAUGAACUACUUCAUCUUGUCGUGAACAGCAUUCGCAAGGACUUGUUGGACUACAAUGAGCUGAAUAAUUGCUUGGCACUACAUGCAAUUGCCAAUGUUGGUGGUAGAGAGAUGGGCGAGGCAUUGAGCGCCGAUGUACACCGUUUAUUAAUUUCGCCGACAUCAAAAGCUUUCGUUAAGAAAAAGGCCGCAUUGACAUUGCUGCGACUAUAUCGCAAAUAUCCUGGUAUUGUGCAGCUGGAAUGGGCAGAGCGAAUCAUUUCGCUCAUGGACGAUCCUGAUAUGGGCGUGGCCCUUUCGGUCACUUCGUUGGUCAUGGCUUUAGCGCAGGACAACCUCGACCAGUACAAGGGAUGCUAUGUCAAAGCGGCUAGAAGAUUGAAGAAGAUUGUUGUGGAUAAGGAUUAUGCGCCAGACUACCUUUACUAUAAGGUACCUUGUCCGUGGAUCCAGGUUAAGCUUCUGAGGCUGCUACAAUAUUACCCCCCUUCUGAGGACACUCAUGUGCGUAGUCUGAUCAGGGAGGGGCUGCAAACGAUAUUGGAUGCUGCCAUGGAGAUGCCCAAGAACGUCCAACAGAACAAUGCUCAAAAUGCCGUUCUCUUUGAGGCUAUAAAUCUGAUCAUUCACCUCGAUACGGAGCAUGAUUUGAUGGUACAAGUCUCUUCGCGACUUGGUAAAUUCAUCCAGUCGAGGGAGACAAACGUCAGAUAUCUUGGUCUCGAAGCAAUGACCCAUCUCGCCGCGCGAUCAGAGACUUUGGAUCCUAUCAAGCGACACCAGAACAUUAUUAUUGGUUCUCUCCGGGACAGGGACAUUAGUGUGCGUCGAAAGGGUCUUGAUCUCCUUUACAGCAUGUGCGACGCCUCCAAUUCCCAGCCGAUUGUCUCGGAGCUACUGAAAUAUCUUCAAAACGCCGACUACGCUAUCCGCGAAGAGAUGGUACUCAAGAUUGCCAUUUUGACGGAAAAGUAUGCUACGGAUGUACAGUGGUAUGUUGACAUAUCGCUUCGGCUGAUUGCAAUGGCUGGCGAUCAUGUCAGCGACGAGGUGUGGCAGCGUGUCAUCCAAAUCGUUACGAAUAACGAAGAACUUCAAGUUUAUGCUGCGCAGAAUAUUCUGCAGUACGUCAAAGCGGACCAUUGCCAUGAGACCCUUGUCAAGAUUGGUGCGUAUCUACUGGGAGAAUUCGGUCAUCUUAUCGCCGACAGCCCGGGUUGCUCUCCGAUCGAACAGUUCUUAGCGCUGCAGGCCAAGUUUCAGAGCUGUUCAACAAGUACGAAAGCAAUGCUCCUGUCCUCCUUUAUCAAGUUUGUCAACCUAUUCCCUGAGAUUAAGCCACAGCUGCUGCAAGUAUUCAAAGCCUAUAGUCAUACUUUGGACUCGGAAUUGCAGCAGCGGGCAUGCGAGUACUUGACUCUGGCGACUCUUCCAACAGACGAUCUUUUGCGAACAGUAUGUGACGAGAUGCCACCCUUUCCUGAGCGGACAUCAGCAUUACUUUCUCGGCUCCAUCAAAAACACGCAGGCACAAGCGACAAACGGACAUGGGUCAUUGGUGGAAAAGAUGCGAAUGCGGACCCAGCUGAAUUCAAUUUGGUGCAAAACACUGGUCUCAAGCGAUCAUUCACCAACGCGGGAGCCGCAGCCAAAGCGAACGGCAAACCAGCAGCUCUUGCUCCAUCCGCAACAAAUGGAACCAGUACUUCUCUGGCGAAGGAUCUUGCGGGCCUGGAUCUCAGCGCUGAUACGCCGACAAGUUCCCAGGCGCCAAACCUUGCCAGCGCCGCACAUCUCAGUCCCGACUGGCAGAUUGGUUACAACCGCCUACUGCUGCGCCCAGAGGGUGUGCUUUACGAAGACGUGCAAAUCCAAGUGGGGCUGCGGUCCGAAUAUCGCGGUCAAAUAGGCUGCGUGAUUUUGUAUUUUACCAACAAGUCUUCUGCUGCAAUCGGGUCCUUUACGACAACCAUUGAUAACCGCUCCGCCGACCUUUUGAAAAUCGACACCAAACAGCUUCCCGACGAAACCAUUUACCCUGAUGGCCAAGCGCAGCAGAUGAUCAUGUUUGAAGCAAAAGGACUCUUUACUGACCCGCCCACCAUUCGCAUCUCAUAUCUCGCAGGCGCUCUACAAGCCCUCACUCUCCAGCUGCCCGUCGUGCCACACAAGUUUAUGGAUGCCGCUGGAUUGAACGCGGAAGACUUUUUCAAACGGUGGCGCCAGAUUGGCGGACCCCCGCGCGAGGCACAAAAGGUGUUUGGUCUCGUGGGCAAAGGUCGCACGAUUGAUCCGGUCUUCACAAGAAACGUUGUCGAGGGAUUCAAAUGGGGCGUUCUCGAUGGAGUAGACCCUAUUCCAAAGAAUCUCGUGGGCGCUAGUGUUUUGCAUACGAGCGAGGGCGGCAAAUUUGGAUGUCUCAUGAGGCUGGAGCCUAAUUUUGAGACCAAGAUGUACCGACUGACUAUCCGAGCCACGGAUGAAAAUGUCCCAGAAUGCUUGCUCAAGGCCAUGGUCGAUCGACUUGCGCAGGGUAUAUCUGCGGAUGGUAUGGCCAAUGGUCGCUAA